Closterium sp. Naga37s-1 is the source of this 561-nucleotide messenger RNA. The record is from the annotation of a GenBank genome assembly. Lineage: Eukaryota; Viridiplantae; Streptophyta; Zygnematophyceae; Desmidiales; Closteriaceae.
AUGCUGGGCAAGCGCGGGUUGUGCCGCCACGACCCGCACGCCGCCUUCGCGCACCGCGGCAAGGAGAAGGUCACGCGGCUCGACGAGCUUUCCCAUGCCUCACGCGCCUUCCCCGCUCCCCUUUCCCCCCAUUCCCCCCCUCCAGCGCGCACGCUGCAGCGCCUCAAGGACGGCGCCAGGGCAGUCUUCACUUCCUCCGCCUCUCCGCCAUCCGCACACGCCCUCCCCGCAACGGCGCCAAUCUACCCCCCAGCCGAACAUCCCGCGCAGUGUCCCGCGCGACCUGCGCCAGUCGAAGAGUUUGCGCCGCAGUAUUUCCCUCCUGCGGCUGCCCCCGCCGCCAGCCCUAGUAUGCUCCGCCAGUGGUGGCAGCCCGCGGCAGUGGGGCAGCAGAGGCGCGCGCAGGGGCAGGCGGAGCGGGCCGGCGCAGGAGGUGGACUGGGGAGCGUAGUCAGCAGCGGAGUCCGCGCAUGCUGUUGUGGGGACGGGGGGAGUUCAGCCGCGCACAAUGGCGGAGCGUGCAUGCGGUGCAGGUACGGCGUGCUCCUUGAGUGUGCGUAG